AUGGGCUCGAAAUCAUCAAAACGGAAUUCGGUUAAUGAUCAACCAUUAAGUCGAGAAACUAUCGAAGAACUUUGUCAAGACACAGGUUUUACCGAAGAAGAAUUGCUCACUUGGCACACAAACUUUUACAAAGAUUGUCCCGAUGGAAAAUUAACAUUGAAACAUUUUGAACAAGAGUACGCCAGGAUCAUGGGCAAACCAACACAAAAGACGGCGAACUACGUUCGACAUAUGUUCAGUGUUUACGAUCAGGAUAAAAAUCAAUUUAUUGAUUUCAAAGAAUUUGUAAUGGCACUGUCCGCUGCAUCAGUUGUUAAUCGUUUACGUCUUGUCGAGACACUUUUUCACGUCUUCGAUUUGGACAAUGACGGUAAAAUAACAAAGGAUGAAAUCGCUAAAAUGUUACACACCCUUGUCGAUGUGACAAAUUCCAAUCAGAAACGUCGUCAACGCCGACAUCAAACAACAAACCAAACUGAACAUGCCAAAACGAUCGAUAUACAAAAACGCGUUGAUGAUGCAUUUAACGAACUGAAUGCAAAUGACGAUGAUCACAUAACAAAAGACGAAUUUAUUGAAUGGUAUAUGAAAUCAGGUUUAUUAUCUGAAGUUCAAACAAAUGAACUCGAUGUUCCCGAUACGUCACGUAUUCAACAUUUAGGCAAAAAAUCGCGAAAAUUUAUGAAACAGUCGUCAAAUACCAAAUCAACAUCUGACCAUGAAGAGAAUGGUCAACGUUUACCCCAACUAGUUCGACACAUGUCGAGAAUGACCGAACGACGAGUACCGACCAAAUAUGAUGAUAAUGAUGACGACGACGACGUUGAGAAUGACUUUCGUGCGCUGAAUAGCAGUAACAAUGUUACGACAGUCUCGGCGCGACAUUAUCAUGAUGAGAAUGGUAUUGACGGCAAAGUCAAUCGGCCGACUAUUCGUAUAACAACGAGUUCAGAUGAUACUGACUCGCAACUUUCCAAAGAAAAUGAGCGGUGGCAACAUUUGUUUAAUUCUGUUCUCGGACAAAUACGUGCACAACGUACUGCCAAUGCUGAAUCGCCGACGACGAAUAAUUUAGCAACUUCAUCUAGUUUUCAAUCGUGGAAACGCGAAGGUGAAGAAAAACUCAAAUCGGAAUACAUUCGUCAAAAAUCGACAGACACUUCCAUGUCUAAUCGAUCAUUUCUAUCCACAAAAAAUGACUUUGAACUCAAGCCAAACCGUCAAAUAUAUGAAAACCAACCACCAGCUUCUCCAGACAUUGUUAGUGUUCGAUUAUAA
Messenger RNA from Adineta ricciae, 1278 nucleotides. Lineage: Eukaryota; Metazoa; Rotifera; Eurotatoria; Adinetida; Adinetidae. The record is from the annotation of a GenBank genome assembly.